Cucurbitaria berberidis CBS 394.84 is the source of this 1461-nucleotide messenger RNA. Its product is annotated as putative zinc metalloprotease. Gene Ontology annotation, molecular function: metalloexopeptidase activity; protein binding. Bases 1 to 1461 code for a protein of 486 amino acids. Gene Ontology annotation, biological process: proteolysis. The record is from RefSeq and is a predicted model, not a curated record. The transcript is spliced from 3 exons. Lineage: Eukaryota; Fungi; Ascomycota; Dothideomycetes; Pleosporales; Cucurbitariaceae.
AUGUGGUCGAACUCCUUCAUUGCGUUGUCAGUAGCCGCCUAUCUACCUCUGGCAAUUUCAACACCCAUUCCCAACACAUCCCCAAAUCGCCCCAGUGUAUUUCCAAACACCGAUCAAUGGCCUCUUGCAACCAUUGGAAAAGCUCUGAAAGCCCAACUCCCCGAUUCAGAGCUACAAAGCAUCCUAGCGCAAGUAUCGCAAGCGAAUAUCGAAGCUACCGUCCGCAAGCUGGCCUCAUUCGGUACACGACAUACACUAUCAAGUCAGACAGAUCCCCACCGAGGAAUUGGCGCGGCUAGGACAUGGAUCACAGCCAAGUUUCAAGAAGCCGCAGAUGCAAGCAACGGGACUAUGAGUGUAGCAUGGAACAGCUUCAUCAAGUACCCAGGCGAUAACGAGCGGAUCAUCUUCCCGGUAAAUAUCACAACUGUUGUUGCGACUCUGCGGGGAAGUGAAGAUCCAGAGAGGCUGUAUGUCACGGGAGGUCAUUAUGAUUCGAGAAACAGCAAUCCUAUCGAUUUCAAGGGCGAUGCACCGGGUGCAGUUGAUGAUGCUUCGGGAGUUGCAGUUUCCCUUGAACUCGCACGCAUCUUCGCAACCUACAAACCUAAAGCUUCGAUUGCGUUCACUGCGUUCGCGGGUGAAGAGCAAGGUCUUCUUGGAGCGAGGAACCUCGCACAAACCUACAAGAAUAACUCUGUCAAUGUCGCCGCUAUGGUCAAUCUGGACAUGGUCGGGAACUCCAAGGCAGAAGAUGGCACACGCGACCCAUACAAUAUCCGACUCUUCUGCCAGGGCGCUCCGCUCACGGAAAACUCCACUAUCACGACGAGCCGUCUUAGCAUCGGAGGCGAUAACGACAGCCCAUCACGCAACCUCGGUCGCCACAUUUACGAAGUAGCGUCUAAUACCUUCACUGAGAUGACUGUCCGCCUUAUCUACAGACUAGAUCGAUACAGUCGCGGUGGCGACCAUCGACCAUUCCUCGAAUCUGGCUUCAACGGUGUACGCUUCGUGCAGCCAAACGAAGACUACACACAGCAGCACCAGGAUGUACGUGUUAAGAACGGCAAGCAGUACGGCGAUCUAGUUGAGUUCCUGGACUUUGAAUACAACACGCGCGCAGCUAAGGUGGUCGCGUCGACUAUGUGGAGUCUGGCUAAUGCACCGGGAGAGCCACGGAAUGUGGGUGUUAAUGUUACGACGUCGGAUAAUUUCAGUCAGUUCAAGUGGGAUGCGCCACUUGGAUUGCCUGUGGAGGGAUACGAGAUCGUGUACCGUGAGACGAUUGAACCGCAUUGGACGAGCGUUAUUGAGGUCGGUAAUGUGAAUUGGUACAAUCUCACUUCCGCCACGAUACACAAGGAUAAUGUCAUCUUUGGUGUAAGAAGUAUAGGAAAGGGAGGGUACAGAAGUCCAGCUGUGUUACCCUUCCCUUUUGGUUGUUCGAGGAACUGUUAA